GAAGUUUUUAUUUACUUACUUUUUGAUUGUAGUUUUAAAAGCUUCGUAUGUCCGAGGAACUUCAGGUUUGGAGUAAUAUCCUUUAACAUAAUAGCAAGGAAAAAUACCACUGCUGAACGCAACAUAACCUUACUCAAAUACUUUUGAAACAUUUGUUCGUCACAGAACUCAUUCAAACUAUCAGGGAGAUCGAAAUGCUUACAAACGCGGGUAGAUUUAUAGACAGAAAUCCCGGAAUAAUCCCGGUAAGUUUACGAGGAGAUAUAUCAAAGAAAUAACUAAAUAACCUAAUCCUCUAAAGAAGGCGAGCUGAAAGUUGCAAAACAGAAUCCAUGAGAUUAUUGAGACUAGCCACAGAUAAGGAGUGUCUGUCGUUAUGAAGUUCGUGGGUUAAAUUUUCCCUGAAUUUUACUUUUCAUCCUUUUACAGGCGGGAAAGCUUUUCGAUGUUUCAGGAGAGACAGCCGGUGGUAGCCUCCAAAUACCACAGCGUGUAAGUUGGAAGCGAAAUAAUGUUACGCAUUACUGUAUUAUUUGUUAAACCGUAUACUCAUGGAUAAAGUUGCAGUUUCAUAUAAGUUCAUGUUUCAAAAAUGUAACUUUACUAAAACAAUUUGUUUCAAAUCGCGAAUUAUCUUAAAGGAUACUAGACCAGAAACUGUUCGAAAGUUUAGAGGAACAACACAACCUGAGGCGGGCAAAGAGAGAGUGUUUUAUGGCAGAGCAAAUGAUCCAGACGUAGCCUCGAGGAUUACGCAUGGAGUCAACACAAAAUCUUCCCUUGUCGUAUGUAUCAUAUCCUAUACGAUAUAAAAGUUUUAAUUAUCUCUCCCAAGGUAACUUUUAAUCGUGUAGUUCCCGUAAAGUAAUUGUAUUGGUUCAUUGUUUGAUAGAAAGAAACUGUUUCGAGCGAGCAGAGUGUUAGUUGCAGAUCGGCUUUCAUAUGUAAAUGAACAGCUGUUAGAACUCACGCUUGAACAAAAACGUUUUUCCUUGCUAAAUCCUCUGAAAUUAUGAGCUUAGAAGUUCCUUUCCCUCGUUCUGAAGUUAAUGAAACCAUGAGCCUUUAUCCAGAGUAGAUUUUUUCAUCAUUAGACAAAGCACACACAAAGCUUUACGUUGAGUAAAAAUCCAGUGCGUCCUUAACCAUUUAUUUUCUUUCUCUACCUGAUUUCUGCAACAGGCGGGCCACCUCGUAAAUCCUUCAAGGAAAAGUCUUUUCUCUCAACGGAUGCUUGAAAAGAAAGAAAGCAUUUAUGCUAGCAGGAAAAACGCUCCUCUAGGUAAUUUAUCAAUGUCUUACAAUCAUUAAAUGACAGAUUUUAAUUUUUGUUGUUUAUUUUUAAAUUUUCCCUGUUUUCAUGAGUUUCAUGUUAUCUGUAUUCUGUACAAUCAGGGAGGUGUCAUGACCAAAAGCCAGGUCUGCCUGAUGGUGUUGGACCAACUGAUGUGACUUAUGGAGUCAAAACCAUCAAAGGUACUAAAUUUUAAUAUCACAAUCAAUAUAUCAUACAUCAUAUAUUAAUUUAUAAAUUUAUUAUUAUCAUUUUAUUAAUUUUUUAUGUAUGAAUUCUUAUGCUAAUAUUAAUUCGAGAUCUGCACAUUGGCAAUAAAUUCUCAAUAAACAGAAUAUUUGAAGUACUAAAAUAUGAUUAUUUUUGUCUCAUUUAGAUGGAAGUGCUGGAGAAAUGGUCAGCCCUGCAAAAACAGCAGCCCAAGUAAAUGCUGAGUCAUUGGAGGGAAAGGAACUAUACAAAUUCAGCCAUAAUGACUUUGAUGUUGGUAUGUUAAGAGAUGUUUGUUCAUCAUUACGUACUGACUUGAAACUUGUUAGAUCAAGAUGGCAACUUCUUCUUGAUAAGUUUGAAUAUUCUUGUCACUCAUUUGCUGGAUAAUGUAAUAAAUAUUAUAAGGAGAAGUUACACGGUAAUCACCUCUGGAAGUAAUAGGGUUAAUUCUCCAAGUAGAGUUGUAAAGUUCCCCACCCUGAAGAUGAUUUCCUUCAUUUUUCACAGGUGAAAUGUUUGAUAGAAAGUAUGACUGGAGUAGAAUACCAAAGGAGAGCAAAUUUGGUGUGGAAACACCACAUAACAAUGAUGGAAUCCAUGUAAGAAAAACUCUCAAGUGGCUUCAUGAGACACAACAGUAAGUUUGAUUAACAUGAGCAUGUACACAUUUAACUAUUAACUAAACUGGUUUCAAAGAAUACCUUCUUCAGUUAUGUAUAGGUAAUAACAUGAUUUUGAAUGCAAUUUGGUGUAAAUAAGCACCAGUAAAUUUUGAAAGACAACAAAAUUUCCAAAGCCCACAGGGGGAGUGCAAUUUGUUGUCUUCAAAAAAUUUCUAAGGGCUUAUUUAAACCAAAUAACACAAGAAAUCACGUUUUUACUCGUUAAUGAUUUACAUGAAAAAACAUCACAGUAAGUCAAGACACACAGAAUUUUGACAGAGUACGUGCAUGCACUAUUCAUGUUACAUUUGUUGUUAAAUGAAAAAUGCACUCAUUUUCAGCCAACCAUGUGUGUAAUUUUUUCAUGUACAUCAAUUUCGAUUAUAUCCUUGUACUUAUACUAAGCCAUAAUCAUAUACCUUCAUUACAUAUAUUGUUUUUCUAUUCCUAAAAUUUAAUUUCUAUUAAGUUUACGAAUAUUUCUUCAGCAAUAAUCUUACAAAAGUAAUGAUAAAAAUAAUCAUUUUUUGUAAAAUAACCCUUAAACACAUGCAUAUCUAAGUCAUCUCCCUUUGUGCAGAGAAAAGGCAACAAAGAUUGUCUCAAAACGUGUUGACGAUUUCCGUGAGAGAACCCAGCCUCAACUUGGCCAAGUACACGAUCCAAUUAAAGACACCCUCAGGGUCCCACCAGAUCAUGCCUUUGGGGUAAUGAUUAAACCUGAUGAGUAUGGAGCAGGAGACCUGAUCCACAUGCGUGUUCCUAAAAAUUAUCUUCGAGGGCGUGACAGGGAAAGGGGAGUGCUUGCAGCUGUGAGACAUCAUUUGAAGAAGGCAAACUAUCACAAUUUCCAUGACCUGAAAGCUGCAUUUGGAUACUAUGACAAGGUGAGGAGGAUUUUUUAAACAGACAGAGAGGUAACUAAUCCCAAGGGGUAUCCAUGUAAAAGAGAAACAAAAAUGAGAGCAAUAAUAAAUUUUAAACUUAGUCAUACCACAUGUACUGACUCACUUGAUUGUUGAGUUGAAGUGUAGCUUUUGAUUUAACAUGUUCAAAUCAUAAAUAAAUCAUCACUAUUAGAAAUAUUUAUAAUCACUGAACGCAAAAUUGUGUUAAGAUAUGGCUUGUGCAAGAUCUCGAAUAAUCUUUUAGUUACCAUAUCAAAGAGAAUAAGUCUCCCUCAGAUGAUUUUUUCCAAUAAAAGUGCAUUGAAUAUUACAUUAUUAUACCCCUGACUAAAGACUGUUUGGCUUGGAAACUGCAGUCACCACUAUAAUUGUAAUUUCAAAUGACCCCAGGAGUGGAGCUACAAUGUAAAGGGCUGUAACUUAACUUAUCCUCAAUUUAAUUACGAGUUAUAAUCAAUCAAACACAUUAAAAAGGGGAAAAAACUAAGUUUUUCUAAGAAAGUAUUGACUUUUCCAUGAAACAUGUAGAUUGAGCUAGCAUGAAAAGUUACAACAAUAUACAUAUUAAUUGUAGGACAACUCUGGAAAAAUUUCACUUAAUGAGUUGCGUGAGGUGUGCAUCCACUUUAACCUUCCAAUCGAGCCAGUGCUGUUGGAGUCCAUGUUUGCUUAUUGUGAUGUGGAUGGUGAUGGACAGAUAAAUUAUGAUGAAUUUUCCAACUUCCUUAACUGGAAAGACAAGAUGCCAUCCGGGGAGUUAAAGAGUACCAUAACAGGAGUACAGAAAGAUGAAACAGCUGAAGGAGAAGCUAAGGUAACCAUGCAUGUUUCAAGGUUUUGAUUUUUUUCUCAAGAUUUUCCGUAAUGAAAAAGGGUCCUGUCAUACUGGUUGAGUGGUUUAAAUUGCCACUUCAUGAAAAACUUUGAGAUGCAUUCACCUGGGCCCAGUUGUUCGAAGGCGGAUUAGCGCUAACCCAGGGUUAAAUUUUAAUCUAGGUUUCUAUUUUUCUCUGUUCAAAAGCUGUUUGAGGAUAAUUUUCUCCAUUUAUUUUCAGAGCAUUCAAUCAAAAAAUUGAAGACAUUUAAGCUGAAUUUUUUUCUUCAAGCUUUCAGAUCUUAAAUCAAAUUUUAUACUAAUCCUGGGUUAUCUUAACCCAGCUUUGAACAACCCGGCCCAAGUUUGCAAGGGUUCUCUUCGUAUAAGGCUCAGAUCUUAAAGUACUGGGAAAGCCUUGGUCACUGAAUGGAAUGUGUUCUUGAGUUACAAAACUUCCUCUCAAAAGGAUCUUUAAAGUCUAACCUUGGCUGAGUCAUUUGGAAAAUGAUUAGCAGCUAAACCACAUUUAUAUGUAUUCAGCUGCCAUGGCAACAUACACUUUUUUAUGUAAUAACACCAAAACAAGCAUCAAUUUAGCAUUUUUUGACAAUGUGGCCCUGCAUGCCACAAGAAGAAUCAAGGAUGAACUGUCAAUAACUGGCAGGGGUAUGUACCCUAGAAGAUGAUGAGCUAACACAAUACUUCUAAGGGGAAGCCCUACUCUAAUCCAAUGGUCAAGUGGAUCCUGUUCAUAGAUAGGUGUUUUCUGGACCUCUUACAGGAAGAAGAGAAGAAGACAGGUGCAUCAACACCCACAAGACUUAAAAAACAGAUUGACCAAGCUGUUGGUGGCUGGAAAACCUCUUCAUCUCAGUUUAAUGAAGUCACAGGCAAGAUCAGAACAACAGGUAAGACUUCUAUAAUCUGGUUACCAACUCUUGACAAGUCAUUAUGAUGCCUGUUUAACAUUACCUCUUUAAUAGCAGUCAAUUAAUAGUAAGUCCUCUUUGUACAUCUAUGCACAUAAACUUCAGCCAGGGAAUGUCCCUCAUUUCCCAUUCUACUGUAAUCUCCUCCAAGUUUCUUUGUGCAAGGCCUCUCUCCUUUUCUCCAUUGAAUAAAGUACUUGUAAUGAUUGCAGGAAGUUCAUGUUAUCAACUAAGUAAAACUAUUUCACUUGACAUUUAGGUUGGCGAGCAUAUGGAGUUCCAACCAUAAGAUCUGAUUUACCAGCACCAACAACACGAAGAGUUGCUGACCACACUGUAGGUCCAUUUUCAAAAAUGAAUACAUAUGAGUAGAAAAAUGUUAUCAAUAUUCUUUGACAAACCAUCCCACAAAUUUUAAACUUUUUCACUGAUAAGAUCCAAUUUUUUAAUAUAACUUUUAUUGCAUACAUCUUUGUAUGGUAAGAGACAGGAGUCUACCUGUCACUGAUCAGCAUAGAAUUGUACUAUUCAGUUGAAAGAUACAUACCAGAUAAUUUGCCAAUCCAGGAAAAAGAAAAAUUGGCCUAUAUACACCUGAUAUUGAUCUUGCUAUUCUGCUGAUGACAAUAACAAUGAAAGUGCUCAUAGAGAAAGUUAAUUGUUCCCACAGAAUUAUGGAGAUGAAUCUGAUGCCUAUGGCCUUAUCAACCCAUCAAUUUACAGCAAUCAUGGAGUUUAUGAGAAGGAUUUCUUUAGCGCCAGAGACCAGUAUGAGGUAAAUUUAAUUAUAACACAAGUUACUAAAUGUUCCUUGAUAGACUUUACAUAAUAAAGAGGGUCAAAACUAAGUACCUGUUCAAUAACUAUUUUAUAAUCCAAAUGCAUUAAGUAGAGUACAAAUAACACAUGAAUUGAGUACAAAAUAUCGCCAUAUUGUACAGUUGGCUAUUUUGUACUGUAAAAGAACCUGUUUAAGCGGUGGGCUGCAUGCCCCAUUUCUCUUGCUUCUCUCACUUUUCAAGAAGUGCACAUGAUAUAAAGCAGUUGGAUAAUAAAUAACUUAUUACAUGUUUUGUUGCAAAGUACAGUGUAUCACUGAGUAUUUUUACCCAUUAUUUGUAUUUUGACUUGCCUUACUGGCUCAUCAAAAUAAAGCGCAACUCAACAAUACUCGAUAUUACACAGCAAAACUUCUAUUAAAAUGGAUAACUCAAGAUAAAUUUGCAUCAGUACCUUUUAUUUAAUAAUCCUAGAAAGUUUCAUCAAGCUUGUUGAUAUUCAGCUGAAAUUACAGACUUUAGUGUACAUUGUAAGGAUGGUAUAUCCUUAAUUUCUUUUUUUUUUCCAUUUUAAUCGUCACUAAAUAACUUGACCAUGUAUUCUCUUGUUAUGAAAUUUGUGUCAAUUUCCAUGUUUUUUUUUCUCCUUUUUCUUGUUGCACUCCAGUCACCAUUUUGGAGAGUGGCUGAUUUUACUUUGAUUAUUUAAAGAAUUUUUAAGAAGUAUGCCUUAGAUCACUUGAGAGGCCUUUUCAUUGUAGUAGGAGUUAUUUUAUCCUUUUUCUUCACUCCUGCAAGUGAGGCAUGAGGCUGAAAUUAACUUUUUUAAAAAAAUGCUCUACACAUUAUUUAUAUAGUCUUUUUUUAAACAGAUAAGGAGAAUAUUUGAUGGGAUUGGAGUGGAGAUGACAAGUGAUGCUUUUGAAAAGAUCUGGGAGGAAGCUAGCACAAGACAUCCCACUGGACUGGUAAUAACAACUUUAUUCAACUCUCUAUACUCUUCUUCUUACCCAGCUCAAGGUUAAUAACUAAUCGACUAUUAAUUUUGGCAAUCACUUGAUGCUCUCAGGCCCUGCAUUCACUUUUCUUCAACUGAACAGCCUCAAGAGGUUUUUUCUAACUACUACUGAAUCAAGGGUAGAUUGUUUCUGAAAACACAAUUUCACUUUUUGAAUAAAAUAACUUUCACUAAGUAUUUUCUAGAAGUUCAACUCUAGUUUCCUUUCCAUCAAGGGAAGUUUGUUUCCAAGAACAAGAAAGUACUUUUUGGAUAAAAUAACUUCCACUGAGUAUUUUCUAUAAGUUCAACUCUAGUUUCCUUUCCCAUCAAGGGAAGUUUGUUUCCAAGAACAAGAGAGUGCUUUUUGGAUAAAAUAACUUGAACAUUUUCCUCAAGUUCAACUUGUGUUGUUGUUGUUGUUGUUUUUUUCAAACUCUAACUUGGCCUACCGUUAUCUCUGCUCUAGGUCAGUGUAGAGACAUUCAGAGGAGUAAUGGAUGAAGUUAAUGCCAAGAAACUUGUUGAAACCCAAAUGGCAUGAAAACAGGAAAACAUGAAAACAACAAAUUGACUUUCCCUAACUUUAAUAAAAAUGCAGCAAUGUUCAACACCAAAAAUUGGACUAACUUUUUAUUUUUCAAUUUUCAUUUGAUACAAUAGAGAUCGUUGGUGACUAACA
This is a messenger RNA of Pocillopora meandrina, 7281 nucleotides long. The record is from the annotation of a GenBank genome assembly. NCBI's taxonomy places the organism in Eukaryota, Metazoa, Cnidaria, Anthozoa, Scleractinia, Pocilloporidae.